AAUGCGUUCCGUCCAGAAAUAGGUAAUUUAUCUGUGGUUCUAACCACAGACAAAUUUGCAGUAAGCAAUAAAUAUUAUGAAGUAGUAUUUUUAUAUCAAAACAAUAUGAGUGAUACACAUUUAACAUCAUCAUUGCGUCUUCGUGUCGCUAGAGAAUCACAACUUCUGGCGGAGAAGAAGUGGAUUUUGACAGCUCUGAAGAAAAUAAAAACGCAAAGGAAUUCUCUGCAGAUAGAACGUUUACAUCUCGAGAGUAUGAAAGUGAGUUUAAAACAAGAGCUUCAGACUGAAAAUAAGAAGGACAGGUUCACCGACACAAGCCCUCUGAGGAAUGAAGAGUGCAGUGCCUUGAUGGAGAAGAAUCCCCAAAUAUCGAGCACCCAGAUCACUGAGUAUGACCCAACAGUAAAUAUGGAGGACCUGGAGGCUCUGUGCAAUGAGGAGGAGCUCAAUUUAGGUGUUCAGGAUACUAUUGCUCAUAAAAACAAUUCAGACUUCUGCAUGGAAGAAGAUGACGAGGACAAUGAUGACAACUGUGACGAUGAUAUCCUGAUAGAUAUGAACAUGUUCAUGAAUGGACAGAUGUGAACUGGUCACAAACAAACAGAUAUGAACAUAAACAUUAUGUAGAGGAGCAGACUGGUCAAC
This is a messenger RNA of Achroia grisella, 648 nucleotides long. RefSeq lists its product as uncharacterized. Gene Ontology annotation, biological process: transcription by RNA polymerase II; transcription initiation at RNA polymerase III promoter. The transcript has 3 exons. The coding region runs from base 106 to 588 and encodes 160 amino acids. Gene Ontology annotation, cellular component: nucleus. The record is from RefSeq and is a predicted model, not a curated record. NCBI's taxonomy places the organism in Eukaryota, Metazoa, Arthropoda, Insecta, Lepidoptera, Pyralidae.